GCGCAGGUGAUUAGCAUUUUGCCGGGAGAACGGGGCUGGCGUGUUGUCGUCGCCUCUCACUGUUCAAAAUGACGUCCAACAGCCAGACCGACAUGAGCAGUGAGACAAAGAAUGUACGACCACGGAGCCGACCAUAAUAACCACCCUGAAACUCGUGGCCACAACGGGUUGGAUCAAACCCGAAACCGUGACAUUCAUGGAAGGACGGACCCAACCGCUGUUGCGAUGUUGGAAGAUCAGGAUGACGAAGGAUGUGUAAUAGAGUGCCUGUCCGAAAAUGGUCACGGCUAUGGCUACGGCUUUCUCUUGCCCGCUGACAGACUGCCAGCGCCCAACACCUCAUCGACGGCUUUUUGCAACGGACACCAGCCUAAUGACUCAGGCUUUUCUUCCCGAAUAUGGGAGGACCCCGCUGCUUUCACUCAGCGAGAAGUGCAAAUUGAGGAGUUGAAUAAGGCAGUGGCGAUUGUGGCACGUGGCGACGAUCCAGACAACGAUGACGGUAAUAAUGCAGGACAAAACAACGAGUGUUGCAGUUUGCGGGGUGCUUUCCUGAGUGUAAUGAAAGUGAUUGGCGUAAUAUGCCUCCUUUACAUCUUUAUCUGCACUCUGGACCUCCUGAGCAGUGCUUUCCGCUUGCUCGGUGGAAAAACUGCAGGGAGCGUGUUUCAUGACAGUGAGUUGUUCCAUAACCCCAUCACCGGGCUUAUGAUUGGAGUCCUGGCUACUGUCAUCUUGCAGAGUUCUUCCACCUCCACUUCUAUUGCCAUUACCAUGGUCUCUUCUGGCAUCAUCGAAGUCAGGCCAGCUAUACCCAUUAUAAUGGGUGCAAACAUUGGCACAACUGUCACAAACACCUUGGUUUCACUAGCACAUUCUAUGGACCCAAAGGAGUUCCGUCGUGCUUUCAGUGGUGCCACCGUGCACGAUGUUUUUAACUGGCUGACUGUGUUGAUUCUGCUUCCACUGGAAUAUUUUGCUGGCUACCUCUACCAUCUAACUACACAGAUAGUGCAGAGUUUGAACUUAGAAAACCUGCAUACACAAAAUCAGGAUCUUCUAAAGAAACUAACGAAGCCUUUAACACAACGUAUUGUUACGGUUGAUGAAAACAUUAUCACAGAAAUAGCAGAAGGAAAGAUGGACCCUGCAAAGGCUCGACUUCUGAAGGUGGUCUGCAAGUAUGGUACAGAAGUGGUACAGACAUUAAAAAAUGAGACUGGGGAUGGUGGAAAUGUCACAUUCAGUAACCACACAAGAAAAUUUCCGCUAGAAAACUGCCAGUCUUUAUUUGCUCUGCUGGACUGGAGUGAUAGCGUCUCAGGGAGCGUCCUUUUCUUGAUCUCCAUCUUCCUGCUGUCCAUCUGCUUGUAUCUGAUGGUCAAGAUGCUGCACUCCAUGCUGGGCGGACACCUCGCACGCGCCGCAAAGCACAUCAUCAACGCUGACUUCCCCUACCCAUUCUCUUGUCUUACAGGCUAUGUUGCUCUCUUGGUGGGAGCAGGGAUGACAAUACUGGUCCAGAGCUCCUCCGUCUUCACAUCUGCCCUUACCCCACUCGUGGGAGUGGGCUGCCUGAAGCUAGAACGAAUGUACCCUCUAACUCUCGGCUCAAACAUCGGCACCACAGCUACUGGCAUACUGGCUGCUUUGGCAUCCUCAGGUUCCACUAUGCGCUUUGCUUUGCAGAUAGCCUUAUGUCACCUCUUCUUCAACGUCUCUGGAAUUUUGCUGUUUUACCCUGUUCCUUGUAUGAGGCGCAUUCCUUUAAGAGCAGCACGUUUCCUGGGCCACACCACAGCUCGGUACAGAUGGUUUGCUGCCUUCUACUUGAUAAUGAUGUUCCUGGUCCUGCCUGGCUGCUUCCUUGCCUUGUCCUUUUCCGGGAACAUAACCUUCAUCACUGUGCUGGUCCUGCUGGCAUUAUUGUCACUGGUGGUGGUGGUGCUGAACCUGCUGCAGAAGAGCCGAUUUCGAUCAAAGCUCCCCCGCCAACUCCAGACGUGGUCAUGGCUUCCCCUGUGGCUGCGCUCCUUAGAACCCCUGGACAGGUUGCUGCGUUGGCUUUUCUCACCUCUGGAGCGGAUCUGCUGUGCAUGCUGCAUGAGAAAAUGUCACUGUCUAUCGCACAGAGCAACCAGAUCAGAAAUUGACAGUGAUGAUGAAGACAAUGAUGCUAGUACCACAAGCAGUGAUGAAGGAGAGGAUGAUGAAUCAUAUGGGUGCUGCUGCCUCAGAAAAACGGGACAACAGUCAGAUUCUUCUCUUCGAGAAAUACAGAGCAGUAGUGUCUGGAAUAAGAGGACUUUAUCCCCAAAAGAACCUAUUUAUAGGCCUGUGGGGAAACCUGAUAAGGGUAUGGGUAAUCCAGUCCACUCGCGCACACCUCUCAUAACAUCGCCAGAAAGUAUUGUAUGACACUGGAGCAAUCUAGUAUUUAAACAUGUUUAGGUGGAAAAUCACUGCUGAAUCAAUUUCCCCAUCACUUUCAACACCCAAGAUGGAAGAUAUUAGGAUGGUUGGAAAGAAAGAUAGAAAAAAGUAUUGAAGUAUUGCCAGCGCAAAACAUUCUGUCCGAAUACCAAGGACUGCUCUGUUACAGGAACUUGUGACAAACUAAUAAAAGCAGUGGGUAGGUCUUGUUGACUUUUUUUUUUGCUUUUGAAAGACAUUUUGUCGCUCGUACAUUUCACUUCCAUUCUCUAACAAAAUGCAAAGAUCAUAUGGCGUACAUAUAUGCUGUUUUUCCCAUGACAAAAAUGUAGUCAAAAAAGACAACAGGGUUGUGGCAGUAAAUUUUUUAAUUCUUUCCUGUCCUUAAGGCCAAAAUUAAAAUGACCUAUCAUAAGUAAUCAUGAUGGUGUUAGAUCACCUAAGUUCACUCUAGUGUUGCUGUCUCCAGAAGAAGCAUAGACACGAUUUUAGUCCUGGCUCUGUUUGGCAGAUGGUAUCAAUGGGAAAAAAAUGUGUCAUUGUGUCCACAGUAUCAUCAGUGAGAGAUAGCAAGGUUCAUCAACAAAUAGUGGUAUUAUUAAUUUAAUCAGUAACCUAUGACUCUGUGUAACAGGUAGUUCUUAAGCAACGACAGUUAAGUAAUAUGUUAAGCUCAAUGUGUUUUGUGUUGAGAAGUUUUCUGCUUCAGAAUCUCAUUUUGUCUUCAUGAAGUACCUAGUGUAUUAGUGCAGUUGUUUGCUGGUUUGGCUGAACAAAUGUAAAGAUCAGAAGAUCUGGAUUACUUUUUUUUUGUGUGUACACAAUUCAUUUGAUGUGCAUCUAUCACAUUUACCGCUGUAACAGUAUCAGAUUCGCUGUAACAUUCCAAAGACUCUGCAAUAGUAUGCAGCAUUAUCUGCUGCUGGUUAUUCAAGCAGAACCAGUUUUUUUAAAAAAAUUCUUCCAUAUCAUCUGCAUUUCUUGUGCAAGAGUCUUUUGAUGUAUACAUUUAUUAAGCUCUGUCAUGAAUGUGAACAGAAAGGAGGGGGGUGGAAAUCAGGUUAUUGACAGAUUACUAAGUAUAUUUUGUUUACUUUGCAACUAUUUUUGUAUGUAUAAUUUAUUAACCCCUAUCUUCAACAGCUGAGUUUUUACUGUCUUUUCACAUCCUAAGCUUUGAUGCACGAAGUAUGCAAAGUACUAGAUCUGAAAAGCCUUAUUUUUUAGUAUCCAUUGUUUGGAUAAUAAAAUUGAAAUGUUGACCCCGAAAAAGAAACUGCACAAACAGUGAAGGAAAUGUUACCUUGGGUGAUGGCUAGAGUGCAUUAUGUGUAUCCUUCAUCCAGACUCUUAUAAAAGUUACUGGCAGUGUAGAGUAGCAACAUAUUCUGUAACUUUAAAAACUUAUUUACCUUUCCAUCAUCCAUUGGGUUUUUUUUAAAAAUAAAGUUUAUUAGUUUGGUCUGUUGGGUACAUAUAACUUUGUGGCAAAAGCAUUUUUUUCAUCAAGUUGACAGGGUGUGUAUUUUGUUUCUAUGAAAUGAUCUGCAUGUCAUUUCUAUCAAUUUAAAAAUUGUUGUUACAUAAUUAUUGACCCAUUUUAUUUAUUGAGAGUGAAAACAGUCAAGUGGUUAGAAAAAAUAAUUGCAUCGAGAUGAACUGAUAGUGAACAUCAUCUAUCAGCACUUAGUCUGAUAGUAUUUUGGGUAGAAUCUCAAGAUCAUAUUCCAUCCUUUGUAUUGACUGACAGUGGUGGUGCUCUUAACUUUUACAUGACACACCACAAAUGGUUUAUUAGUUGAUGAAUGAUAGUCAUGUAUGACACUGAAAAGCUUAACAAUAUCUUCAGUGUACAUGAACUGAAUAUUUGUGUGGUUGCUUUCUUUCAAGAUAUAUUGUGCAGAAUGUGAACUGUUAUUCUAUGCCUGCUCCAGAUAAUUGUGUGUCCGAAUGCAUGCACAAAAUAAAAUGUUCAAAAUAGUUUCUAUA
This is a messenger RNA of Pomacea canaliculata, 4422 nucleotides long. Its product is annotated as sodium-dependent phosphate transport protein 2B-like. Gene Ontology annotation, biological process: sodium-dependent phosphate transport. NCBI's taxonomy places the organism in Eukaryota, Metazoa, Mollusca, Gastropoda, Architaenioglossa, Ampullariidae. Gene Ontology annotation, cellular component: membrane. The record is from RefSeq and is a predicted model, not a curated record. Gene Ontology annotation, molecular function: sodium:phosphate symporter activity. The coding region runs from base 112 to 2418 and encodes 768 amino acids. The transcript is spliced from 9 exons.